This is a messenger RNA of Phragmites australis (common reed), 1299 nucleotides long. RefSeq lists its product as uncharacterized. Gene Ontology annotation, molecular function: prostaglandin-E synthase activity. Lineage: Eukaryota; Viridiplantae; Streptophyta; Magnoliopsida; Poales; Poaceae. The transcript is spliced from 6 exons. Gene Ontology annotation, cellular component: mitochondrion. Bases 83 to 1027 code for a protein of 314 amino acids. The record is from RefSeq and is a predicted model, not a curated record.
UAAAACAAAAAACCCUCCGAUCAAUUCCUUUCCUGGCGGCGACCAGGCUACACGCUUCAAACCCUAGAACCUAUUCACCACGAUGAGGUCCCUGAGAGCGGCGCAAACCCUCGCCUCCCGCUCGCUCCUCCUCUCCGUGCGCGCUCUCCAAGGCGGGGCCUCCCCCGCUGCGGGCGUGCGGUUGUGCGCCCCGGUGCCGCCGCCUCGUUCGCCGUCUCCAUCCUUGAGGGCGGUGCCGGCCGGGGUCGCCGGCGCGGUAUCCUUCUCCCUUACUUUCGCUACUGUUGCGGCGGUGGAGGCCAAGGCGAAGGAGCGGCCGCCGCCGGAUCUGUUGUCGCAGACCGUGGUGCUGUACCAGUACCAGGCGUGCCCCUUCUGCAACAAGGUCAGAGCCUUUUUAGACUAUCAUGAUAUACCAUACAAAGUUGUGGAAGUUAAUCCAUUGAGCAAAAAGGAAAUCAAGUGGUCUGAUUACAAGAAGGUCCCAAUUUUGACAGUAGAUGGUGAACAGCUUGUUGAUUCAUCAGAUAUAAUCAAUAUAUUGAAGCGCAGGAUCAAUCCUGAUGAUGAACUCACUAAUGAAGAGGAAGCAAAAUGGCGAAGGUGGGUUGAUGAACACCUUGUGCAUAUCUUGUCUCCUAACAUAUAUCGGACAACUUCAGAAGCUCUAGAAUCCUUUGACUACAUUGCAAAACAUGGUAAUUUCAGUUUUACAGAGAGGUUUGCUGUGAAGUAUGCUGGUGCUGCGGCCAUGUACAUGGUAUCUAAGAAGCUAAAGAAGAAAUACAAUAUAACUGAUGAGCGUUCUUCUUUGUAUGAUGCUGCCAACACAUGGAUAGAAGCCCUGAAUGGAAGAGAUUUUCUUGGUGGCUCCAAGCCUAACUUGGCAGAUCUUGCAGUCUUCGGUGUUCUGAGACCUAUCCGGUACUUGAGAGCAGGAAAAGAUAUGGUCGAGAAUACUCAAAUUGGUGAGUGGUACCAACGCAUGGAAGAUGCAGUUGGAAAACCAUCAAGAACCCAGGAGUAGAAGGGAACUAGAAUUUUGACAACCAUUUUGAACGAAUGGAGUGGAAUACAUGUCCUUUUUAGACGCCAAAGAUAUUAAAAAAAUUACCAAAAUUUAGUGUGUGCAAUAAUGCUCUUCUGACAUAUCAAGCAUGAACAGAGGAACCGUGUGUUCUUACCUGAAAACAUGGUUGUGUAAGCUUUCGUUCUCCUAGUUCGCUAUCUUUCGAUGUGCUCCGACUUUGAAGGUUAAAUGCCACAGCAAAUCUUGUCUAUGCUGUGCAUUGAUGGUCA